CGUUCUUGCGUUCUUCGUGCUCGAAAGAUGCUAGUGAUGCUGUCCCUUAUCCCAAACGCUAGCACGCCCGCAUACCGUCACUGACCGCCACCGCACCAAUAACACCCUCCCUCUUCGCCACGGACGCAGCUCCCUUCCUCACCCACGAGUCAACAGACCACCAUGGCGAACAAACCAAACCGCAAGCGUCCGCGCAUCGUGCCCCCUGAAUCUACUUCGUCGUCUUCGAGCGACGAACAUGCGGAGCCAACUCCUACUCUCUCUUGGCCUACUCCCACUUGUGGCAUUGCGUACGUACCUUCAGCAGCAAGGAACUACCUAGGGAGCGUGCUAACGGUGCCCAGGUUGCUCGCGCGCGAGCUUGACCUUACGUCUCCUACCAAUGCCACCGGCUUAGACAGCGCAGGCGGCAGUGCCGGCGGUACCAGCACCACGGCUGCGAGCAGCACAGCCAACCUCAGAGGCACUACCACUUCUACCACGAGCAGCGCUGUCGGUCCCGGCGAUAUCGCAAGCGUCAGCGCCCCCAGCGGUGCCACCACCACUGUCACCACCAACACCGACGCGCAAGCCGGUGCAGACGACUUCCCUCACCCCUACAACCUGCCCCACGCCCCGCGCGCGCCCAAAUCCAGCUCCAAAAAAGGUCCCCUCGCGCCUCCCGCCGCCCGCGCCCUCGGCCAAUGGCUCUGCUGCACCUGCAUGCGGACGACGUGCUGGUUCAACGUGGCCGGGAAGCGUUGUCAGCGAGAGGGGUGUCCGCACUUGAAGUGCGAGUGCUGUCUGUUCCUUGGACGCGCGCUGGGUAUUCAGGAGCGCGUGCAGCAGGUGAGGGAGGCGAGAGUGGUGGUGGAGAAGAUGAAGGAGGAGCGGGAGAGAAGGGAGAGGGCGGUGGAGGGUGUUGUGGGGGGGCUAGUGGGGUUAGGGCUGCGGGAGGAUGGGGAGGAGGGGGAGGGAGAGGGCGAGCAUAUGGAUGAGAGUGCUGGUUGA
Messenger RNA from Aplosporella prunicola CBS 121167, 990 nucleotides. RefSeq lists its product as uncharacterized. The record is from RefSeq and is a predicted model, not a curated record. The coding region runs from base 163 to 990 and encodes 275 amino acids. NCBI's taxonomy places the organism in Eukaryota, Fungi, Ascomycota, Dothideomycetes, Botryosphaeriales, Aplosporellaceae. The transcript has a single exon.